Messenger RNA from Trichomonas vaginalis G3, 1416 nucleotides. Its product is annotated as sperm-tail PG-rich repeat containing 2 family. The transcript has a single exon. The record is from RefSeq and is a predicted model, not a curated record. Lineage: Eukaryota; Parabasalia; Trichomonadida; Trichomonadidae. Bases 1 to 1416 code for a protein of 471 amino acids.
AUGGCAUCGCUCUGGGGACUUUCUACUGAGCGAGUUUUUACAAAUGUUAUCAAAAACACGCCUGAAGAUAUUGGUCCUGGUAAAUACGAUGUCGGUUUAACAAUAGGAAAUAAGAAAAAAUCAAAAGCACCAUUCGGAGCGAAAACAAACAGAAUUAUUUUUGAACAGCCGAAAUUCGAACCACCACCAGUUGGUGAAUACGAUCUUCCUCCAGGAAGUUCAUUAUCAAUUACCUCAGUCUUUCAUUCAUGUUCUCCAAGAAAAUAUUUCAAUCCUUCUGAUACACCUUCACCUGCACAAUACGGAUCUUUGAAAGAUUGGUCUUGCAAACAAAAGAAAAAAUACCAUCCUAAGCCAAAGCCAGCGAAAAUUCCAUUAACGGGAUUUGUCGGUCAACAAAAUGUUUCCGGAUUUGCUCCAAAUGAAGAAGGUGAGUGGCAACCACUUAAAGUUGCUACCCAAUCAGAGAAUGCUAUUGGCCCUGGUUAUUACAAUCCGAAAGAUCUGAAAAAAUCUGUUCAUACCUCUCCUAUAGGAACUUAUCAAGAUAGAGACUAUUUCCUUCAAUCACGUGAUAAUGUUCCAGGACCAGGGGCUUAUUCUCCUCAUUUUGUCAAUAAAAGGAUGAAAACAACUAUUUCUAGAGUUACAAGAGAUGCCGAUAAGCCAACAACACCAUUUAAUGUCGUUCCUCAAAGUGAUUGGGUCAAAGGAAAAACAGAAUCACCAGCAUUCAAGUCUACUUCCAAACGUGGCAUCUUUUCAGAUAUCCCACAAGAUACUCCAGGACCAACAGCUUACGCACCACGUAUCAAGACCAGUCCUGAUAUUGAACGCGGAAAUGUCGAUACAUGUUUUGGCUACAGGCAAAGCAGAAAUACGUUUACAAUCAACGACAAUCCCGGGCCUGGACAGUACUCUUCCAAUGUCAAAUGGAUAAAGAGCCAUAAGUCCCAGCUCUCUCGUUCUAAGUCACCUGAUUUCUUCACUGCGCCAAACACUCCUGGACCAGGAGCUUAUGAAGAAAAUGUCAGACCUUCAACGACUCUAAAUAAGAAGACGAGUCCUUCUUUCGCAAGUCGCACAAAGAGAGUCUUGAGGAAGAUCGAAGAUGGACCAGGACCAGCGGAUUAUACAUUACAAUAUCCAGGUGACAACGAAAAGAUCCCUCCAAUGAUAAGAGGAACUGAAUACGGUGAAGCAUGGAUAGAACCAAGUAAACUUGAUAAUCCAGGACCAGAUGCAUAUCAAUCAAUUGAAUCUAAUGGACCAAGACCAUUAACAAUUCCAACAUCAAAGAGAUUUAGUGAGAAGAAAGAUGAUACCCCUGGACCAGGAGCUUACAAUUUGAAACAUGGAUCAUUCUACAUACCUUCAAAGAACUCUAAUGUUGUUAAUAUUACUGAUGAUUAUUAA